This is a messenger RNA of Macroventuria anomochaeta, 549 nucleotides long. RefSeq lists its product as uncharacterized. The annotation marks the transcript as partial. The transcript has a single exon. NCBI's taxonomy places the organism in Eukaryota, Fungi, Ascomycota, Dothideomycetes, Pleosporales, Didymellaceae. The record is from RefSeq and is a predicted model, not a curated record.
CCUCGCCAACUCGGCAGCACCGACAACUGCGUCUACUGGCCUUCAUGGAUCAACACACCAGCCGCUGACAUCACCGGUACCCUGAUGCUCGUCGUGGACAGUGCCGAAGACGAAGCUAUCAACGGCCUUCUCGCUCAACAGUUCGACAUUGUCUUCCCUUCCAAGGUACUACCUCUUCUCGCCGUCGAUCUGCGCGCAUCGCGCAGCUUUGCUCGUGCGCCCGUUCGCUGCAGAGAUGGCAUAGCGAGGUUGGGUGUCCAGGCGCAGGAUACCCUGCGCAUCUGCCGCGACAAAAACAAUGGGCAUAUUUUGAUCAAUCCGUCUGAGAACAAGACAACGCUGGUACCGGAGCUGUACAAGCAUGCGAUUGAUGGACAGGAUCAAGAGGGUGUGUAUCUUGGGUGGGGAAAUCAGACGACGUGGGGGUUUAGGUACCAGGACGCGGUGUGUGGGGCCGAUGGAACAAGUACAAGGGAUUAUUAUGAGGUUAAACUUUUGGGGCUGCCUGAUAGUGAAGAUGACAGUGCUGGAUAUCCGAUCAGCUUCAAG